Molecule: messenger RNA, 1671 nt
Organism: Arctia plantaginis
Lineage: Eukaryota; Metazoa; Arthropoda; Insecta; Lepidoptera; Erebidae
Source: the annotation of a GenBank genome assembly
AUGAGUUCAGAAUCUGGUGAAUCUGAUGAUGAGAAUAAAAUGGAAACAGUCUUCGAGGCUGUUAGUCUUGAAAGUUCUGGAGAUCCACCUAUGGAACAAUGGUCAUCGCUUGAAGUGGUAUACGAUGUCGAGAAUUCCAAACGGGUUCUUCAGGAAGAAGGGCUGUACGAUCCAGGAGCACCAGAUAUUUGCCCAAAAUAUAUUAACAUGUCGUCUAGCUCCGUUGAAAGACACGUUUAUUAUCGCUACCCAGCUAUCACUGAUCCUGGGAUAAUGGCAGCCUUGCUAAAACCUGAAGAAACAAUUAUAUACAGUGACAAUGGCCAGGAUCUUUAUUUGGCUCUUUGUAAAGAAAUGAACCAAUGCGUUGUAAGAUGUUUUCAUAGAGAAUUAUUGUGUGAUAAAAUUAACUUAAGGUACUAUGGUCUCAACCCAGUCGCAGUACGAGCCAUGGCCAUGGCUUUGGCAUAUAACAAAUUUGUCAAAGAAAUAUAUUUUACUGAGAAUUUAUUAAACACCGACGCAUGCUAUCAUUUAGGACAGAUGCUUGCAACUAAUAGGUGCUUGGUGGCGCUGGACCUUUCUGGCUGUCGAAUCGGUCACGAGGGAGUCAGACACCUGUUGGCUAAUUUGCUGAAAAAUAGAACUCUCAAAAUUCUGAAUUUGAGCAGAAAUGAAGUUGGCGAUGAGGGUAUGGCGUACUUCGCUGAUGCAGUGUUUAAUGGCCUCUUCAUAAAAGAGGUAAAUUUGAGUCGAAAUAAUAUCACCGGUAAAGGAAUGUCACUGCUAGUAGAACCUUUCCAAACCUACAACUACAUAACGCAUUGGGAUUUGUCAUAUAACAAGCUUUUUACACCAGGAACCUAUGCCUUCCUAAUGGCAAUAGCGGAGACCACUAAAAACGUCAUAAAUAUGAACUUAUCGUGGAACGCUCUCUCAGGCUUUCGAAUAGGUCAGGCUUUGAAACAAUUGCUUACUGUUAGAGACUUACAACAUUUAAAUUUAAGCAAUAAUAAACUACAAGACGAAGCUAUCGAACAAAUUUCUUUGGGUUUAUCGGCAGCGAAGAAACUAGUAUCAUUAAAUCUAUCAUAUAAUCCUAUGACCCCAACAGACGCUUUGGCGAUUCUUAAGCAACUGAAUCUGCGAAAAGUACACGUUUCUUGUGUAAAUAUGGAGAACGUUACAGUCAAUAAAGUAUUUUUGAAAUUACUUGAUCAGGUCAUGAGCUUUAAACCUAAAUUGAAUGUUACGUAUGGAUACGUAGUAGGUAGUUUCAAAGGUUUGGGGCCCGACGAAAGAGAGUUGCUCUUCAAUCGAUUAGAGUAUUUAUGCAAAAGACCUAAGAAGAAUAAAGUUGAUAUUGCACUGAUACUAUUACAAUUACAGAAGGACAAAGUUCUUUUAAUGCCACCUAAAGAAUUGUUUGAUCUAGUGAGCCAUGCAGGAGCUCCUGUAGAUAAUGACCUAAUGGACGAGGUAGCCAAUAUAUUCCCUGGUCCGCGCGUUGGGAGAGGAGGUGCGACAAUAAAUAUUAAUGCCAUGGUAGAAUAUUCGAUUAGAAAAUUCCCGGAUCGAAAAUUACCGCCUUCUCCGCCUCCAGAACCUGAAAGACGGUCAGUACCAACUUCAGAAAAAAAGCCAAAAUCAAAAGGCAAGAAAAAGGGCUAA